GGGGAAAUUAUUAGCAAGUGUUUGCUACCACCCCCGUUUAAGCCUACAGCCUCAGUCCCCAGCCUAGGUCCCCUCCACCAUCUUCCCUCACUGCCCUGCACCAUGCAAACCAGCCUGGCACUCUGAAAAAUCCAUUUUCUCCCACAUGACUUAAAGAGGUUUCACCUGUGGAUUAUACGGGGGACAAACAGGAUGAACACCAUGCACUGAGAGGGCCAAAAACAUCACCUGGGUGGAACCGAUAGGACUACACAGGCAGAAUAUCAACCACAUGACUAAAUCCGACUGAAGGUGCAGGAGCAGUGUCCACCUCUAACACCACGAUGGACGGCCAGAAUGAAGACGCUGUACAGUCAAGCUCUCCUAAAGUCGUAAGCCAUGGUUUCAUGAGAGUCUUAAACCGUCCUGCACAAUGGCUGAUCAUCAUCGCUCUUCUGGUCUCAUGGUCGGCAGCUGGCAUUUUCAUGUUCGACUUUGUGAGCGACACCCAGCUGACCAAUCUUCAAGAUAUAGGUUCUGAUCCAAUAACAGCGGUCAAUAAAGCUGUUGAAGGCAUUGCAGACAGAAUGAGCCACAUGAAUGACAUUUUUAGUGAUGCUCAAGAGUACGUCCCUAAUGUGAUCUCUGAUCCGAUGGGCACUGCUGUCCAGUGGACUGACACAUCUGUGACAUUUCUAUCAGGAAUACUUGGUUCUGGGAAUGAAGGAGUCACUGGCGUCUUUAAGCUCGGGACUGAUGCACUGGACGAAGUGAACGACUGGGUUCGGGCCCCAGUUGGCCAUCUGUUCCACAUGUUUGAAGACACGCUGAAUGCAGUGAUUGUCCAACCUCUGGAAAUGGUCGGUGAAGGAGCUACAUUUAUUUCAGACGUAGCUGUGGCCGUCUCAAACUCUGUCUCAGGCCUGUUCAAGGGCAUUGGAGCUUGGAUCCCUGCGAUGAGCACUAGUCCCAUGGACUUAGCCAACAAUGUUCUGGAAGGAGCAGGAAACCUCAAAAACACCGUCUUCACAACUGUAUCCAACCUGUUUGCUGGCGAUGAAGGUGGCAUUCCCGACAUUAACUUUGAUCCCAUGAAAGUUGUCACAGACACUGUUGAGGAGUUUGCUGAUAGGAGAGACAUGUUCUUGGCGUAUCUCUCUAACAUCCUGAUGGAAGAUAAAGAAGAGGCACCACAUGUGAUCCGAAGGAAAGGAGAAUUUCUGCCACCUUUGGAAAAAGUUCUAGAGCAAGAAAGAAUUGCUAAAGAGAAGAAAGCCAGGGAGGAGGUGUUCAAAGUCCUCCAAGAGCUGAGAGCUGAGAAGGCAAAGAAAGAAGAGAAGGAAAAAGUAGAGAGAGACAAGAAAAAAGAGAAAGAAAAAGAAGAGGUGAUGAAGGAAAAGGCUAAACUAAAAGAAAAGCCUGAAGAGGACAUUAGUGUGUUUCUCAAACCUAAAGAGCCAGUAAUCAAUGAGGACAGGAUUAAUGCUACAGUUAAAGAACAUGAGCUUGUAAAAGAAAAGCCAACAGCAUCACACAAAGACAUAAAGGUCACCAAGGAGAAAGCUGAAGCAGUCAGUGUGAAGAAAGAACCUGAACCUGCUCCAAAGGAAAAAGUAAAACCUGAAUCUGCUCCAAAGGAAAAAGUAAAACCUGAACCUGCUCCAAAGGAAAAAGUAAAACCUGAAUCUGCUCCAAAGGAAAAAGUCAAACCUGAAGCUGCUCCAAAGGAAAAGGCGAAACCUGAACCUGCUCCAAAAGAAAAGGCAAAACCUGAAACUGUACCAAAGGAAAAGGCGAAACCUGAACCUGCUCCAAAGGAAAAGGUCAAAACCUGAACCUGCUCCAAAGGAAAAGGUGAAACCUGAACCUGCUCCAAA
Messenger RNA from Colossoma macropomum (tambaqui), 1856 nucleotides. RefSeq names its product microtubule-associated protein 1B. The record is from RefSeq and is a predicted model, not a curated record. Bases 324 to 1814 code for a protein of 496 amino acids. NCBI's taxonomy places the organism in Eukaryota, Metazoa, Chordata, Actinopteri, Characiformes, Serrasalmidae. The transcript is spliced from 16 exons. Gene Ontology annotation, molecular function: signaling receptor binding. Gene Ontology annotation, cellular component: membrane; sarcoplasmic reticulum.